This is a messenger RNA of Drosophila obscura, 836 nucleotides long. RefSeq lists its product as uncharacterized. Lineage: Eukaryota; Metazoa; Arthropoda; Insecta; Diptera; Drosophilidae. The record is from RefSeq and is a predicted model, not a curated record. The transcript has a single exon. The coding region runs from base 53 to 688 and encodes 211 amino acids.
CAAAGUAGGCACUGAUGAUUCAAUCAUCAUUUGCUUUCCUCGUUCAGGCAAAAUGGCAAACAUAUUUUCCUCCGCUUGGCGUAUGCUCGACUCCAUGGUGAAUCGUGCUAAUGGCACAUCAGAUGAAUCUCUGGCAGCCAAUCCACCAACAACAACACCAACCGUACCGGCACACCAACCUCACACUGGAACCAUCCAAUGGAACUAUCCCCAGACACAAAUUCGUGUACGAGGACCCGCCUCCUCUAUGUGGGCAACUCUGGCGCCUCGCCUCAGUCGUCAUGUGGCAUUCACGCACACCACCCUGCAACAUGUGGCACAUCGCGACACUGUCAUCCAUGGCGAAACGUCGGGGUUUCAGAAUUUUGUACGCGAAAUGUAUGAAUCGUAUUACAAAAUGAAAUUGGAUCAGCAAUGGCAGCGUGGGCUACUGGAGGACGAGUAUCCCAUCCACAAUCGCAGGCUGAGUUUCAAGGAUUUGGUUUUGUUGCAACGUGUGGCCCGCGACAUGUGGCAUCGCAUGGACAGGGAGCGGCGCAAAGUGUACAAGGAUCUGGCCAAAGAAGUCAAACAGCGGCGGAGACUGCGACUGCCCCCGGAUCCGUAUAGGACACCAGUGACGUUGAUGGGCAAGAAAAAGUUGAAUAAAACAAAGUCCAUUUAUCAUUCGAUGAAAGAAGAUGAAUGAAAAUUGGCUGUAAGUAUAUUCCUCUAAAAAAAAAUACAAAAUUGGAACCAAUUGGAACCCCCACAUUUUUGGAGUUUCAUUCGUUUUCCAUGAAGAUUUGCUAUAAUUUCACCGAAAUAUAUUUAAAAAUAAAAUAAAUUUAACCAUC